This is a messenger RNA of Asparagus officinalis (garden asparagus), 1290 nucleotides long. RefSeq names its product probable aldo-keto reductase 2. Gene Ontology annotation, cellular component: cytoplasm. The record is from RefSeq and is a predicted model, not a curated record. Bases 16 to 1059 code for a protein of 347 amino acids. NCBI's taxonomy places the organism in Eukaryota, Viridiplantae, Streptophyta, Magnoliopsida, Asparagales, Asparagaceae. The transcript has 5 exons.
UAGCCAGCGCCAGCGAUGACGUCAUCAGCAGCUGCAGGGGCGGCGGUUCCUCGGAUCAAGCUGGGCUCCCAAGGGCUGGAGGUCUCGGCCCAAGGCCUCGGGUGCAUGGGCAUGUCCGCCUUCUUCGGGCCCCCGAAACCCGAACCCGACAUGAUCGGCCUGAUCCGCUUCGCCGUCGACGUCGGCGUCACGUUCCUCGAUACCUCCGACUUCUACGGCCCCUUCACCAACGAACUCCUCCUCGGAAAGGCUUUGAAAGGGGGGGUGAGGGAGAAGGUGGAGCUGGCGACCAAAUUCGGGAUAAAAAUGGAGGGGGACACGAGGGAGGUGCGGGGAGACCCCGCGUACGUGAGGGCUUCCUGCGAGGCGAGCUUGAAGAGGCUGGACACCGCCUGCAUCGAUCUCUACUACCAGCAUCGCAUCGACACUCGAGUCCCCGUCGAGAUCACUAUGGGAGAACUUAAGAAACUGGUUGAAGAGGGAAAAAUAAAAUACGUAGGAUUAUCUGAGGCCCCGGCGUCAACAAUCAGGAGGGCACAUGCUGUUCACCCUAUAACUUCAGUCCAGCUCGAAUGGUCGCUAUGGUCAAGGGACGUGGAAGACGACAUAAUCCCAACUUGUAGAGAGCUCGGAAUAGGAAUUGUGGCAUACAGUCCUUUGGGGAGGGGCUUCCUAUCUUCUGGACCUAAGUUGCUCGAAAAUCUAACAGACGAGGAUUUCAGAAAGUACUUGCCGAGGUUACAGCCAGGGAAUUUGGAGCAGAAUAUUACAUUAUUUGAAAGAGUUAGUGAGAUGGCUUCAAGAAAAGGAUGCACCCCUUCUCAACUAGCAUUAGCCUGGAUUCACCACCAAGGAAAUGAUGUUUGCCCUAUACCUGGAACUACUAAGAUCGAGAACUUGAAACAAAACAUAGGAGCACUCUCUGUUAAGCUGACAAAGGAAGAAAUGGUACAGCUCGAAUCUUUUGCUUCUGCUGUUAAAGGCGAUAGAUAUCCUGCGACGAUACAGACUUGGAAGGAUUCAGAGACCCCACCUCUUUCUUCAUGGAAAAGUGAAUAGAAAGUGUUGCCUUCUAGUUUUCUAUAUCAAAGCUUGCGUCCUGUUAGUUAGUAGUAAUAAGAUCGUUGAGCCCUACUUUGCAUGUGGUGUUGAAUCAGAGUUGUGUAUGAAUUGCCAGAACUAUCUUCGUUAAGCUGUUUGUAUUUGGUUUGUAAGCAUAAUAAUGGGAGAUGUUUUUGCUAGGACUUGUUUAUAGCAUAUAUUUUGUUGUUGCUGUUAUCUACUGUGAUU